AUGGAAGAAUGGAUUGAUUUAUUUUCAAGUAUUAUCAGCGAGAACCCAGAAGUAUCAGCGCAAGCAUGCAAUUCAAUUGACCAGAUGAUUUCAGAAUUUGAUUUAAAUCUCUUUAAUGCGGCGACUAUUGUAUUAAUGAAUGAACCAAUCCAAUAUAAUACGAGACACGCAGCAGGAAUUAUCUUAGGUCGCGCUUUAAAUAAGAAAAAUGGUCAAGUUAUCAAUAAAGACAUCGAAAAAUUUUGGAUAAAAGAGGAAAAUUCUCAAAUGAUAUCAACAUUAAAAGAUGCUGUACUUAAAAUCAUCAAUGAAGACACAGAUUUACUUCAAAAUGACUGUUCUUGGAUCAUUGCUUUGAUUUUUCAGAUUGAAAAAUCAAAUUUUCUUCCAUUUAUUUCAGAAAUUUUAUUAAAAUUCGAUUCACUCAAGAGUUUAUUGAUAUCUUCUACAUUAUUAAACAAUAUUUUCAAUCUUCCAUUUUAUAAAUCUCGAAUUAAAUCAGCAGGCUUUACAGAAUUACUUGGCAAAGUAUACCCAACAUAUGUUGAUCUUCUUGGUAAGCCAGUUACAGAGUUAGACAGCGACGAACUUCGAAUUUUAAUUUCAGAAACAAUUUUGAAAGGUCUUUCACUAGAAACAGAUGUAUUCAAUUCAGAAGAAUCAAUAACAAGUAUUCUGAAUGCAUUACCACAGUCUUUUCCCAUUCCAAAUCUAAAAUUAUAUCAAAAUCUGAAUUCCAUACUUUCAAGCCUUGUUAUACACUUCUACGACUUAUCACACAACUUUGUAGAUGCCGUGUUUGAGUAUACAUCGAAAGGAUUGAGCUGUGAAGAUGAAGAUUUUAUUAUCAGCAGUUUACAAGUCUGGAAUGAGAUUCUGAAUUACGAGAUCACUCUUUAUGAGAGGCAUAAGAAAGUAUUAGGAGUUGCCAACAAAUUCUUCCUAGAAUUUUUAAAUAUUUUUAUGAAUUUCGGAGAAAGAGGUGCAGCGUCAAUUUCGGAUGCGAUAUUCCAAGAAUCAUAUAAUUUACUGUAUAACGCCUUCUUAAUUGUUAAAAUAUCCAAUAAUUUUUUCCAAAAUUAUUUUCAAAUAAUUUCAAGUGUAAUUCAAGAUUGUUUCAAUGACCAAAGUAAUCUUCUUGCACUAUUCCUUGGCAUGUACCUUGUAACAGUCAUUACUUCUGAUUCUGUUUCCAAAAUUCACGCAAUUUCUGAUUUUGUUUAUUCUGAAGUCACCAACAUAGUUUUUGACCUUUUCUUUAAUAGCACAGACCAGCAAAUUGUAGCCGUAGCAGCCUGGACCAUGGGAAAGAUCUUUGAAGGCACAGUAAUCCCGAAUCACAACCGACAUGAAGAUUUCGGGAAUAUAACAGACAUAACGAACCUGGUAUUGAAUAGGAUUGAAGACCAAUUUAAACCUGAUCGAUCAAAAUACUUUUUGAUGCAUCUUUCAAAUUUAUUUCUAAAAUUAGUUAAUAAUUUCAAACUUAAAAGCGUAAUAUUCUCAGAUCUAGGGUGGGAGCACUUUUUCACCGUAUAUUUCUCUAUUUUGCAGCUUUGGCCCGAAAUUGAAGUCGAAUCUUCUUUUGCUUUUAUGAACUUUUCAAGGGGAAUCAACAAUCUUUUGGGUCUAACAAAAGAUAUCAGGGACAUUUGGCCCAAAGUUUUGAAUUCUUUAAUUGAAAUGUUGGUAUCUACCUUUAAUUCAAUAGAUGAGAAGAUUACAACGGUACAAGGAUGCUAUUUAGAGAACAUAUCUUACAUUCUGGAGCAUGGAAUUCGAUUAGUACCAGAAACUUCAACAAUUUUAAUUAAUAUUCUGAAAUACUUGUUUACAAUGAGGAUUUCCACUACAUAUGAGAUAUCACUUGACAUUUUGACCUCAUUAGUCAUCAUAAAUAACUACAAUGAAGAACUUGCAAAAUUAUAUUUAGAAUACAUGACAGAUGGCAUGGAAAGCAACGAUCCAAAUGUAAUAAUGCAAUGCGCCUCAACAGCUACUCGCUUCUUCACUAAAAUGGGGCCAUUCAGAAUAAAUUAUAUCGAAGAUUUCAAACAAUGCCUUGAUUGUUUCCUUAAAUCCCUAUCCCUUGUUGAUCCAAGUUUCACGAAUGUUGCAGUUGCAUACGUAAUUCGUGCUGUUGCUGACAUAAUUGCAGCUGCAUACGAAGAAAACAAGAUAAACAUUGAAUCAUUCAUUGAAUACGCUUAUGAACCAUUCAACAACAUAAUUACGGAUUAUGUUUGCGUUGAUAUUGAUCCAGAAUCAAUGGAAGACUUGAAUCAGUUUUAUCAAGAGAUUUCACAGGCCAUUUUCCAUGCAAUGGCUGUUUUUACGAGAAUAUACCUAUCGAAGAUGACUGUUCCUCUGCAAAAGAGCUUUCUCCAGAAAGUUUUCAAAGUUUUUAUCAAAAAAGUUGGAUUAAUUGAACCUCUCUCGAUGGAAUCAAUCAGAAACAUACUUGGAUCAAUACACGAAAUGCACAAGUACUUGAGUAAGAAAAUUAACGGGUAUUGUGGCCAUAUUUACGUUCAAAAUAUUAUUGUCAAGUACAAAAACUACCCAGACCACAUUUAUAGGGAACAAAUUGAACUAAUGUGGAUGGAUAUAUACGGAAGUUUGGAUUGUUUUAAUCAUAAUAAUAAUUAA
Trichomonas vaginalis G3 is the source of this 2649-nucleotide messenger RNA. RefSeq names its product armadillo (ARM) repeat-containing protein family. The transcript has a single exon. Bases 1 to 2649 code for a protein of 882 amino acids. NCBI's taxonomy places the organism in Eukaryota, Parabasalia, Trichomonadida, Trichomonadidae. The record is from RefSeq and is a predicted model, not a curated record.